UAUUUGCUCAGUCAGCUUCAAAGCAUGAAUCUCGUGGUCAUGGCGUGCCUCUUUGCCCUGGCCCUUCUUCCUUUGGCAUCGGGUGCAUCCCUACUGCAGCCCUUGUCCGUGGAACGCCCAGAUGAAGAGGUCUUCCCGUUGCCCAGUGCACCUCGCCAUCUUCCCCCCUAUGGCACAGAAGUGGUGGGGCCCAAGUCCACGAACAAGUUUUGGGCCAAUUGGGUGGUGGAAGAAGGACGUCAGCUCUCCAUCCAUCCAAUGCCCUAUGUGCUGCGAUACGACUCAUCCACUGGGACUCCGAACAUGCAAGUGUCCAGGAGCUCAUCUCCACAUGUCCAGUAUGGUGAUUCGGAGACCAAUGGAGCUGAAAAGAUUCGUUACUACUUUUCACCCUUUGUGAAUGAAUUUGGUUUAGCAGCAGUUGAAGGAGCCAGCAAUGAGGACCAGAUCAUCGUGAAAGAGGGAUUGUUCGGUGUUCAUGCAGAAGUUCGUGGACUCCCAGGAACCCGAAGGAGGAUUUUGUUCCCCAUCUACAGUGGCAUGAGCUACGUUUCUGGUUACUAUGAAGGUUUUACUCCACGAAUUUCGUCCGACCGAGCCUUGCUUGUCAUCGAGUCUGUGAGUGAUGGCAUUUGGAGGCUUCUCAACAAUGGUGGGAAGGAAUUCCGUUUAUAUGCCAUUGAUUCCUCUGGGAACUUUGUGGAUGAUUCCUUUGAAUUUCACCCAGACGGCACGAUGAACAAGCCAUUUGAGGGCUGGAUUCGUCUGGCAGAGGCUCAGACACCUGACGACCGUGCAAUCCUUGACCAGCAUGCUCAAGCAAUCUUGGUGGAUUGGCAGCUUGAUGGUGAACAAGGUGGGUCUGUGAGAUACACUUUUACAAAACAUGCCGCAGUCCCCACCACUCUCUUGCAUUUUGCUUAUGCUAGCCAUGAGAAGCUAAUGACCGGUAAUGCCCAAACAAUGUCACAGCUUCAGCCCUUGGCUGCUCCCACCAAAGGGCGCAUGAAGGCUGUGGUCGGUGACACCUGGCUGUUGCAAGUCAACCAAUCUGAAGCGGAGAGUCUCAGCUUUCUACCAGCCAACGAACCCCAAAGCAGUAAAGUCACCGACUUGAAAGAGAAGGCCUUUGGAACUUUGCAGUUCUUCUUGCAUUCAGAUCAAUGGAGGCAGACAAUGUUCAAGGGCAGCUACUACUUCAGUGGCAAAGGCUUUCAGAAAGUUGCAUACACAUGUUUGCUUCUGGAGAAGUUCUAUGGGUUGACGCAUAGCCAUACUCAGUCCUGCGCCGACAUUUUGAGGAGGGGCUUUCAAUGUUUGUACGCGCCAACAACGCCUGAGUGCAAUGGAGCUCCAAUUGGACUCUACUAUGAUGUUGCUUGGCAUGGGGUGGCGAGUCGGGAGGGCUUUUCAGACAUCGGCUGCAGAAAUGCUGAUUUUGGCAAUGCCUGUUACAAUGAUCAUCACUACCAUUUCAGCUACUUCGUGGUGUCAGCUGCAGUGCUGGUGAAGUUGAAGCCUGAAUUUUCAGCCGAUCAUGCAUUCGUGUCCUUUGUGGACACUCUGAUUCGGGACACCACGAAUCCAAGCUCCAACGAUGCUCAUUUCCCGAUGUUCCGCUCCUUCGAUUGGUUUGACCUGCAUUCAUGGAGUCGUGGAGUGAUUCCCAGUGCCGAUGGAAAAGACCAAGAGUCAACAUCAGAAGAACUCAACCUUCUCUAUGGUGUUCGUCUUUGGGGCAUGGUCUUGCAAAGGGAAUCUUUGCAAGCUCUUGGGACGACCAUGUUAGCUCUUUGUGCAUCAACCAUCCGCGAGUUCUUCCUCAUGACUCAAGACAAUCAGCAUCAUCCGGAAGACUUUGUAACAAACCAUGUGACCGGGAUCUUCUUUCAGAACAAGGUCGACUAUGCCACGUGGUUUGGGUGGAGGUAUGAGUUCAUUCACGGUAUCCAAAUGCUUCCGGUGACCCCGGCCUUAUUGAUGAUCCGAACACCGGACUUUUGCCGCCAAGAGUGGGACAACAUCUUGUCGGGUCUGCCGUUGAGCGAAACAGACCCAUGGACAUCGUUGCUGCUCGCCGGCACGCUGGCGAUCAUCGAUCCUGAGGCUGCUUAUAGCAGGUUGAGCGCCAUGAAACCCGAGCACAUGGAUGAUGGCCUCACUCAACUGUGGGCACUCUAUUGGUCAGCCUCAUUGUCAACUGCUGAUGUUCCCACCACGGGUUCGACCAUCACAUCCUCAACCACGACGUCGGGGGCCACGGAGGAAAACCUCGCCUUGAGCCGCUUCGCGGUGGCAUCUUCCGAGAGCUCGCCAGAACAUGCAGCGGCUCAUGCGGUGGAUGGAUUGUUUGUCACUCGGUGGAGCCCAUCCUUGCUUGAUGAGAAUCCAUGGAUUUCAGUUGACCUUGGCGCCGUGUAUGCCUUAUCUCAUGUUGUCGUCUUUUGGGGUGAGUUCUUCCCCAGCAGCUACCUGAUUCAAGGCAAGGUGACCCAGUGGACAACACUGGCAGUUGCAGCUGGCUCAUCUGACUUGCUGCGAUCCAAUGUACCACAACCAACCUUUGCUCAGCUAGUCAGAAUCGUGAGCCAAAGUACUGGUAUCGACAUCCGUUUGUGGGAAUUCCAGGUCUUUUUGGAUGCCGAUGUGACUUCCACAUCCAGCUCUUCCAGUUCCGUGACCACGUCCUCCAUGCCGAUCUCGACAUCGACGACCAGUCUUGGAACAUCUCCACCUACGACAACCGAAUCGGGAUCUACAACGACGCCUUUCUACGGACCGAAUCUGGCCUUGACGAAGCCUGUCUUAGCUUCAUCCUUUCGAUCACCUACAGAGCAUGCCUACAAGGCGGUGGAUGGUGACUCAAACACACAGUGGGCAUCUGCCCCAGUCAACCAGCAGUGGCUUUGGGUGGAUUUGUUGGGGGUCUAUGCAGUGGGUCAAGUGGUGGUUAUCUGGGGUGAGGAGUACAGUGACUUUGUGCUGCAAACAGCUCCUGAUGGCAUCAAGUGGACGAAUGUGGCCACGGUGAAUGGCGCUCCCGAUCGUGUGGGAACAGUGUUUAGCCCUGCCAUUCUGGCGCAGUGGGUGAGGAUUCAGUGCCAGAGCGCCUGUGCGAUGCGUGAGUUCAGGAUCCAUGGAGAAGUCCCAGAGUCAAUGACCACAUCCUCUACACUGGCGACGUCCAGCUCAUCAAUGUCUCCCACUCCCUCAUCCACGACAUCUUUGCAAACUGGCGAGGUGCAGAGUUCGACAACUCUGAUUAAUUCAAAAGUGAACCUUGCACUCUUGCGUCCAGUGUUGUCUUCCAGCCAGAGAUUGCCCACAGAGCAUGUCUCUCGCAUGGUUGAUGGGUCUGUUGACAGCCAGUGGGCAUCUGCGGAGACAGAUGCAAUGCCGUGGGCAUGGGUCGACCUGCUUGGUGUCCAUGAGGUCGUGGAAGUUGCUGUCCACUGGGGUGAUGACUAUGCUCAGGUAUAUGAACUUCAAGCUAGCCCAAAUGCAGUGGAUUGGGUUUCGAUCACCACAGACUCUGGCAGCAGUGGUCAAAUCGUGCAAACUACUUUACCACCAAAUACGCAGACCCAAUGGAUCCGAAUUGUUUGCUUGUCUCUUUCGGGAAGCAGCUGCAGCAUCCGGGAGCUUUUGGUCUAUGAAGCGCAUGCAGCGGCUACAGUGGCAAGUACCACAGGUGCGACCACAGCAGCUCCGGUGGGCGAGAAUGUGGCAAAGGAGAAGCCAGUUCUUGCUUCCUCACAGAUUCUGCCCUUUGAACAUGCCUCCAAGGCUGUUGAUGGGCUUGCAGGCACUCAAUGGGCAUCUGCUUCUUCUGAUGACCAAUGGAUUUGGAUUGAUCUACUAGGGAGCUAUGAGCUUGACUACGUCCUGUUGUCAUGGGGCAACACCCUGCCAAGUAGCUACAACUUGGAGACCAGCUCAAAUGGAGUCACUUGGGAAGUUGCUGUUGAAGAUGUCCAGCCCACCGCCCCAGUCGAGCGCACUGACCUUCCGGCCGGCACCCGAUCACAAUGGCUGCGUGUGUUUUGCAAGAGCACCAACGGCUGCAGCAUUCAAGAGCUUCAGGUGGGGAUGAAUCAUCAACGACCGGCUUAGGUUGAGAAGUAGGAAAGUAGGAAUGAAUUGAAGCUCCAUACUCAUAGGGUAGGCGGGAUUCCCGUUCUUUUCAGGUGUUUGGCACUCCGGUGUCACCAGUGAGAUUGCUCCGUGAAGUUGGGCCAGCGGGAAAGAUGACUAAGCUGGCAUACAUCGGCGGUGGCUGUGCAUUGAUUGCACUGCUCAUUGCAGGUAUCCUUGCGUUGCGAUGUCGGCCUUCAAGCGACAGAAUUGAUGCUCAAGAGCUUGAAGCUUGCAUGGCUUGAAAGGGUCAUGUGGUGAGUUUGACGAAAGCUAUCUAUAUCACCAAGAUUAUUCAUGAUUUUGACAAUUCUAAUUUGCAUUCUUGUAUUUCCGAAUAUGCACCGGCAAAGAAUGUUGGUGCACUUCGGAAGUCGGUCAUUUUGCAGUGGUGCCAGUUUGGGCAUGCUGCCCCUGCGAAGUAGACAGUCUUAGGCGUAGCCACGAGGUGCUCAUUCUAGGGCGGCUGCUUCAAGCGGGCAAUGUAUAGACGACCAACACAGACAAAGUCCACUUGGCCUCCGGAAAUGCUCAGAGCACCCGUUGGCCAUGACUUUGAGUCCACAAAUGUACAGAGCCAGUGGUCCAAUCCACUUGUAUACACUGUGGCCCAUGAAACCGUCGACCUGCAGACAUCACGAUUGAACCAA
Messenger RNA from Durusdinium trenchii, 4784 nucleotides. Lineage: Eukaryota; Dinophyceae; Suessiales; Symbiodiniaceae. The record is from the annotation of a GenBank genome assembly.